Messenger RNA from Eimeria necatrix, 924 nucleotides. RefSeq lists its product as hypothetical. The record is from RefSeq and is a predicted model, not a curated record. The transcript is spliced from 2 exons. Lineage: Eukaryota; Apicomplexa; Conoidasida; Eucoccidiorida; Eimeriidae. The coding region runs from base 1 to 924 and encodes 307 amino acids.
AUGGUGACUUCAAGGGCUCGACGGUGGCUCGUUUGCUCCUUCUUCUUCCUCGUAGUCUGCAAUCAUGUUCUCGCUGAAGAGCCCAACACUUCAUUUCUCCAGUCUGUCUCCAGACAGGAGGACAAAAAAAAGCCGCAGCAGCAGCAGCCGGAGCCGCAGCUGCAGGUAGAGCAGCCACAGCAACCACAGCAGCAACAAGAUCCGCAACAGCCGCAGCAGCAGCAGCAACAGCCGCAACAACCGCAACAGCAGGAAGUGCAGCAAGGUCCCAUCUUGCCCGGCAAGGAAGCAGAGGUUGAUCGCAUUCUUGCCAGUCCCCCGCGCUUUUUCCAUAGUCUUCUCAGUGCUGUUCCCCUGUCCAUUUACGGGAAAGACAGAAAUGGGAACUACUUGGCUUUUUGCCAAAGCGGCUCCAUCGUGUGGGAUGUCGUGGAGAAGAUGACGCACGAGGAGCUGAGUGACUUCAUUCGUUACUUUGCGCUUUUCUUCUGGAAACACGUGGACAAGAGGGCCAGCAGCGAACUGACAGUGGUCAUAGACGCAGGGGGCUUUCCGUUCAGGAAAGUGGUGAAUGGCAGCGUGAAAAUGGUGCUGGAUUCCAUUGUGGAAGGUCUAGAAAGCACAGUGCCGUACGUGGGGGAGCGGGCGGGGCAGGUGUUUCUGAUCAAUGUGCCCUCAUUUCUGAAUCCAGUUAUUGUUCUCGUCACCAAAAUACUAAGAAACGGUGUCAACCUCACCUCUUACGGCAGCCGCAGCAGGUGGGAGCCGGCCCUGAAACAGCAUGUGGGCGAGCACCACCUUCCCAGGGAGUACGGCGGCACCAACAGCACCAAGCUGCAGGACUCUGUGGUGGUGAAGUACAUCAAGCAAUCCGUUGAAAAAAUACUUAGAAGAAAGGCACGCCAUGCAAACAACCCGAAAUAA